Messenger RNA from Volvox carteri f. nagariensis, 729 nucleotides. RefSeq lists its product as uncharacterized. Bases 1 to 729 code for a protein of 242 amino acids. Gene Ontology annotation, cellular component: proteasome core complex. Gene Ontology annotation, molecular function: threonine-type endopeptidase activity. The record is from RefSeq and is a predicted model, not a curated record. NCBI's taxonomy places the organism in Eukaryota, Viridiplantae, Chlorophyta, Chlorophyceae, Chlamydomonadales, Volvocaceae. The transcript has 4 exons.
AUGGACGUGUCGCGGGAUGCCAGCCAUGCCGAGGCUGCACCCUCAACGGGUACCACAAUUGUAGCUUGCACAUAUAAAGGAGGAGCCGUUUUAGGAGCUGACGGUCGAGUUAGCAUUGGGAAUUACAUUAUGAACCGCGCAUCUAACAAGAUCGCGCCUCUUUCGGAGUACAUUUUUCUCUGCCGCUCGGGUAGUGCUCCAGACACGCAAAUCAUUAGUGACAAUGUCAGACACUACUUGAAUCAUAUGAUAGCUGAGUCUGGGGAGGAGCCCUCCGUGGAAAUGGCAGCUAACCUUGUCCGUCUGAUAAAUUACAACAACAAGGACCACCUGGUGGGUGCCAUGCUGGUGGUGGGCUGGGACAAACACGGAGGAGGUCAGGUGUUCGGCGCGCCCAUAGGCGGCACACUCGUCAAGGAGAAGUGGGCCAUUGACGGCUCGGGCAGCACCUACAUCUGGGGCUAUUGCGACAGCGAGUUCAAGGAGGGCAUGACCCGUGAGGAGGCGGAGAACUGGGUGAAGGAGGCUCUGGCGCUGGCCAUGACCCGGGACGCCUCCUCGGGUGGCACCAUCCGCAUCAUCACUCUGGACGGCACGGGUGCGCACCACACCUACGUCCGCGGCGACCAAGUGCCGCAGUUCGUGGACGACAUGCCCUUCCCAACCCACGCGCCGGGUGUGCUUUCGGCGGCCGCAUCAGUCGGGGAGGGCGGCAUGGUGAUCGGUUGA